AGUCGCGCGUCUGCUGGACUGUAACUGGAUAUUCCUCCUGCCAGGGUGAGACAAUGGAAGUUGGAAAAACACCGAUUUCUAGUUUAUAAACUCAGAACGGAGUCGGGAUUUGAUUUGUUUUAAUUGAGGGAUUAAAAACAGAGCACUGAUUCGUGAGUUUUUACCGGAGUUGCGUGCGUAAUUUUUGUCGGUUUCGGGUUACAAUCCACUCCAGGAAUUUUCAGAAUUUUUGCUUAAUUUUUUUUUUUUUGCAAAAAUCUGGACUCCAGGAUGCCCCAGACGACGCCAUUCGCAGCCCAGUUUCCUCAGAACCCCUACGGAGGAGGUCCUACUCGCUACAAACCUGCAGAGGAGAGCUACGGAGGGCUGAGAUAUCACGACAACAGCCUGGUAUCAGGAUCGCUUGAGGCUCUCAUACAGCACCUCGUCCCCACUGUGGAUUAUUCACCGGAUAGGUCGUACAUCUUCACCUUCCUGCUGAGCUCACGUCUCUUCCUGCAUCCCUACGAUCUCAUGUCCAGGGUGUGUUACCUUUGUGUGGAGCAUCACCGAGUCGGCGACCCUCAGAUCGAUAAGAAGCGAAUCCGUGACAUCGCACCCAAGAUCGUGCAGCUUCUCACCGAGUGGACGGAGACGUUUCCGUACGACUUCCGGGACGAGCGAAUGAUGCGCAGCCUGAAGGAGAUGACGCAUCGGCUGGCUUUCGGGGACGAGCUGUCUCGGAGAGCGAUGCAGCGUCUGAUCCAGCGGCUCCUGCGCAAACUCACCAUCCUGGGACAGUACGAGGAGUCUCUGGUGACAUCCGGCUCGGCGGUCGCCGCGGUUACGGCGUCCUCGUCUACGGCGGCGGAGAAACCGUCUGCUCUGAAGGCGAAGCAGCACAUCCGGAGGGAGGAGUGUAUCCUGAACGUGUGCGACGAUCCGUUCAUCCUCGCUCAGCAGCUCACACACAUCGAGAUGGAGAGACUCGGGUACAUCGGACCUGAGGAGUUCGUCCAGGCGUUCAUUCAGAAAAGACCUGCUGAUAAUCACAAAGGUUUUUUUAGUAAACGGAGAGUCGGUAACCUGGAGGCGUACGUCGAGUGGUUUAAUCGUCUCAGCUACCUGGUUGCCACAGAAAUUUGCUUGCCGGUGAAGAAGAAGCACAGAGCUCGAGUCUUAGAGUUUUUCAUCGACGUGGCUCGGGAAUGCUUCAACAUUGGCAACUUUAACUCCUUAAUGGCGAUCAUCACUGGGAUGAACAUGAGUCCCGUCUCCAGGCUGAAGAAAACCUGGGGCAAAGUCAACACGGAUAAGUUUGAGAUACUGGAGCAUCAAAUGGAUCCAUCUAAUAACUUCUAUAGCUACAGAACUGCACUGCGAGGAGCCACUCAGAGAUCAGCUACGGCUCACACCACCAGAGAAAAGAUCGUUAUUCCUUUCUUCAGCUUGUUCAUUAAGGACAUCUACUUCCUGAACGAGGGCUGCUCCAGCCGCCUCCCGAACGGACACAUCAACUUUGAGAAAUUCUGGGAGCUGGCCAGGCAAGUGAGCGAGUUCUUAGCGUGGAGGCAGGUGAUCUGUCCGUUCGAGAGAGACAGAAAAACUCUGCAGUACCUCAUCAGUGUUCCCGUCUUCACAGACGACGAGCUGCAGUUGGCUUCGUAUGAGAGCGAAGGACCAGAGAACAACCUGGAGAGAGAUACACGCCGCUCCCUCAGGUCGUCCCUCAGCAGGAUGUAGACGUCCGUGAGAGCGUCGUGAAAAAUAUCAGGAAAUUCAGUCCUGACUGAAAAGGAAAUGAAGUGAAACACUGCACAAUGCGUUUUGUUUAUAUGAACCCUCUAUAUAUCGAAGAAUGAGACUGGUUUCUCAUCACAGCAUCAUCUCCGUUUUUAAGAACCAUAUUCAUCUCAUCUGAUCUCGUCUGAUCUCGUGUACCUCAUGUAAAGCAGUCUUUGUAAGCUUAAUGUUGGAAUCUUGUUGAAUGAAAGUCGCUGGCUGACUCCUCUAUUCUUUGUUACGCCGUGUAAACUGUACAAAUGGUUUUUUCUGUAUUGUGUGUUUUUGUAUGGAUUUGGUGGCCUCAUGUAUAUAAAUUACAAAGAAAGUCUUAAUGUAUAA
This is a messenger RNA of Silurus meridionalis, 2103 nucleotides long. RefSeq names its product RasGEF domain family, member 1Bb (gene rasgef1bb). Gene Ontology annotation, biological process: positive regulation of GTPase activity; Ras protein signal transduction. The record is from RefSeq and is a predicted model, not a curated record. Lineage: Eukaryota; Metazoa; Chordata; Actinopteri; Siluriformes; Siluridae. Gene Ontology annotation, cellular component: plasma membrane. Gene Ontology annotation, molecular function: guanyl-nucleotide exchange factor activity. The transcript has 14 exons. The coding region runs from base 271 to 1722 and encodes 483 amino acids.